AUGCCCCCCCAGGAGCUCCUGGACUACUCGCCCGCCCUGCGGAGACACAGCCCCCCCCGGGGCAGCGGCCCGGAGCUGGGCAUCAAGUGCGUGCUGGUGGGCGAUGGCGCCGUGGGCAAGACCAGCCUGGUCGUCAGCUACACCACCAACGGGUACCCCGACGAGUACCAGCCCACCGCCCUCGACACCUUCUCCGUGCAGGUCCUGGUGGAUGGAGCCCCAGUCCGGAUCCAACUGUGGGACACUGCUGGACAGGAGGACUUUGACUGUUUGCGCUCGCUUUGUUACCCCGACACAGACGUCUUCCUUGUCUGCUUCAGCGUGGUAAACCCAAGCUCCUUCCAAAACAUUACUGAGAAAUGGAUCCCUGAGAUACGAACUCACAACCCCCGGGCGCCGGUGCUGCUGGUGGGAACGCAGGCAGACUUGCGGGACGAUGUCAAUGUCCUCAUCAGCCUGGAUCGCUACCAUGUGAAGCCCGUGCCCCGGCCUCAGGCAGAAGGUCUAGCUGACAAAAUCCGGGCUGAAGCCUACCUGGAAUGCUCAGCACUGACCCAGAAGAACCUCAAAGAAGUUUUCGACAUGGCCAUUGUCAGCGGUGUUGAGCACAAGGCACGGCAGGAAAAGAAGAUGACUGCCAAAGGCAUCAAAACUCUCUCCAAGUGCCGCUGGAAGAAGUUCUUCUGCUUUGUCUGAAGCUGCUUUGAGGGGGGGGAAAAGAAACACCUAAUGCCAGUACUGGCUCUGCACCUUCUUGGAGUGACUGCUCCUAUGGCCCUAGCAAGGAGGGUAUGAUAAGCUGCUGGGCUUGGAAACCUGGCUCUUGCUGGGUUACAGUAUCAGAUGCCUAGGAGACAUGAACUGGAUUUCCAUUGUGCCGGGAUGUGGAAUGGUCCAGGCAGGUUUAAGUACCUGCUGGACAUGUCUGUAGUGUCCCAGACUAAUGGGAGCCUUUAAUACACCAAAACUCAUACCCCAGAACAGGCUGGUUCCUUACGUUGUUCAAAAUGACCAGCUUUCUGUCUGAAGCUAACAUACUUUUGGAGUCCUGACGCAGAAUAAUAAACGUGAGGGACUUCUGAAGUCUGCCUAUGUUUUGGCUGAUUUACAGGCUUGGCAGAGAGUAGGGCAGGGGCAGUUACAGGCAACUGCAGUAUGGUCGGACAUGGGCUGCCGAGUUUGUAACAGAAGACUUGGGUUCCCUCUCUGAUUCUGCUUGCCAAAAUAGGUAGAAGUCACUUGGCUGUGAAAAAGCAGUGCUCUUUCUUAAAGGCCCUGUAUUGUGAGUACCCUUGAGAAGGUUUUUCCUAAAUAAAGGCCAUUAGCAGGCUGAAGAGAAAAUGCACUGGGAGCUACAGUAAUUCUUUAAGCAAAAUGUUCUCUGAGGGGACUCUGUAGUCCAGUGGGUGCCAGUACUAUAGUCCUGUCUUAAGAGGUAGUCAUGAACUUGGGGACCUAUUUUGAAAGGCCUUUUGUGUGUGUGGUGUUUUGAGAGAGCAAGUGAGGAACAGUGAUGAGUGGCUCUGUCUGUCCAGCAGAGACAAAACCCUGUCAGCGAAGGGUUUGUAACACUACCAAGGGGUGAAAUGUAGAUGGAGAGCCAUGCAUGUAGUGAAAGGAGAAGAGAGAAGGAAGAAAAGAAAGGGAGUAAAAAGGAAAAAAGAUGGAAGGAAGAAAGGGAGGUGGAGAAGGAAAGAAGAAUGAACAUUGUUAAAUGAAAGUUGUGAUUCUACUUGGUUGAGAAGUUAAUAUUCAGGGAAUCUUCCAGGGACCUGGGAAAUUUGCUAGUGAUCUCAGUUUCAAAGUAAUAUUGUCCAUACCUUAAGUUCUGAAUCAAAAGGAGGGGGUUGUAGUGAGAGAGAAGAGAGAGAGAGAGUUCCUCUCUGUGAGUAAAAUCCUCAGUUUCAGAUCUAUGCAGGAGAACAGAAUUUACCUUGUACUGUUUUUUCUGAGGCUGCAGAACAGGAACGGAGGGCUCAGGGCUUCUUUCUGUUGUGCUUCCCUUUCUUAAAAGUCACUGCUUGAUCUGCUGAAAUCAAAAGCAAAGGAAUCCAUGAAGUUCCUGCCAGAGAAAAACAUUCACUAUGUUUGCUCUGUUCCCUUCUCACCUGUUUCUCAGGGGAUUAAUUUCCCAUUGAGUCUAUUCACAUUUUAUUACAGAACUUGCAUCAAUUUCUAAAACUUUCACAGACACAUUUCAUUCUGGUUUAUGUAGCAGAGAGUGUGACAGGUCUGUCAAGCAAUGCUUUCACUACUCAGGGGGUUCUCUGCAUCUGGCCAUGGCCCAUCACUUUGGGGAUGCUCUGGAGUAAUGUGACAGAAGGGGAUAGAACUGUGGAUUGUUUGCCCUGCACCAAAAGCAAGCAUACCUGAGCUAGUGGGCCUGUAAAAAAAACAAAUGCAAGUAAAGCAGCAUGGCUCUGGAUCCAAACAAAUGCCUGCAAACCUCUCCCACAACGGUCUGUCUUUGUGGCACAGCUCAGGUAGUCCCCAGGGCAUGAGACAAGCCUGCUCUCUCCCUGGGCGGUAUCAUAGUAUGGAAGAGGUGGGCAGGUCUUCUUGCAAAGGGAUGUGGCCCACAGCCUUGGAGCUGCUUUGUAGGGUAAGGCUUAGAGACCUGAAAAGGGUGGCGUGUCAAAAUGAGCUGAAUGUUGAAAGGACUCCCCCAGCAGAAAUGCCAUCCGGGUCUAGUGAGGAGUCCUAAGAGAUGGAGAGUACAGAGGCGGUAGCUAGAAGUGACAUGUCCUACGCACCUCUAGGCAGGACACCACUUCCUGAACAAAGCUCUCGCUCAGCAAUGCAUCCCUGCAUGUAUUUCCUACCUGUACAGACACCUUUGCUGUAUCCCUAGUUCAGUUUGUCUGUUGUGUCUUUACACAUUUCUUUAGCCUGUGAGACCGCAGGCUGUGGUGUGACCUGCUAAGGAGCACACCAUACCCCCAUAGAGCAAAUCCACAGGGGGAAAGAACACCAGCCUCCCUCCUGCUCAGGAGAGCAAGGGUUGUCCUGCAGUAGCUUGGUAUGAAACAGGGAUUAUUUCAUUCUGGAAAAGAAACUGUACUGAGAGCUGCUUUCUUCCUCUGUGAUUGUGUCUAAUAUUUGUUCAAAUAAAUUUUUUUAA
Gavia stellata (red-throated loon) is the source of this 3121-nucleotide messenger RNA. RefSeq names its product ras homolog family member V (gene RHOV). Gene Ontology annotation, biological process: small GTPase-mediated signal transduction. The coding region runs from base 1 to 696 and encodes 231 amino acids. The transcript is spliced from 3 exons. Lineage: Eukaryota; Metazoa; Chordata; Aves; Gaviiformes; Gaviidae. The record is from RefSeq and is a predicted model, not a curated record. Gene Ontology annotation, molecular function: GTP binding; GTPase activity.